AUGACGGGCACGAAAGUACUAGCCCUUGCGGCCUUAGUUGCUUGUGGCUUCGUUUUGACGUCAAGGGCAAGCCCUCUAGACCCCGAACGUUAUCUGUUGGUCGAAGCCGAACCACGAGCCCAGCCGGAGGAUUACCGGUUGAAUGAUGAUGUAUGGCCAACGCACUACGAGAUCGAGAUCAAACCAUACAUUGAGGCUGAAGCUGGCAAGCAGGCUUUUACCUUCGAUGGCAACACAAAAAUCACUGUCACUACCGAGAAGCAAGGUGUUACGCUGAUUAAGCUACACAUGGCACGAAUGGACAUCAGUGCAUGGAGUGUGGUGCAAAAAUCAGACAACAGUCUUGUGCAAACCCUCACGCAGAUCUACGAUAGCGAAACGGAAGUAUUGACGCUUCCGCUAGCCAACGGCGUUACCCUUCAACCCAAUACGGAAUACGUAUUAUCUUUCACAUACGUUGGCAAUAUGGACGAGGACAUGCAUGGUUUCUAUCGUAGCUACUAUCUAGUCAACGGUGUCAAGGUAUGGCUUGGAUCUACGCAGUUCCAACAAACUCAUGCACGUCGUGCGUUCCCGUGCUUCGACGAGCCCCGAUUUAAGGCGACCUUCCAGUUGAAGAUCAACCAUAAAACUCCUCAAUACAACGUGUACUCCAACACGCCGAUCGUAAAUACCGCCCCCUCAGAGACAGGACGUACUCUAACCACAUUCGGUAUGACUCCAAGUAUGUCGAGCUAUCUGCUGGCAUUUAUCGUUGCACCUUACGAAGUGAACCAACGCGAAAACAUGGGAAUUCUCGCCCGCCCGCAAGCCCAGAAUCAGACCCAAUACAGUUUGGAUGAGGGUAUUAAAGUUCUGAAGGCCCUUGGAGACUGGAUUGAUUAUCCGUACUCGAAUGUACCUGAGAUGACGCGCAUGUACAUGGCGGCGGUGCCUGACUUUUCGGCUGGAGCUAUGGAAAACUGGGGCCUGUUGACAUACAGGGAGACGAACAUACUGUAUCGCUCGGAUGACUCGACAAGUCUGCAACAGCAGCGCAUAGCCGCCGUCAUCGCACAUGAAAUUGCCCAUCAGUGGUUCGGAGAUCUGUUGACAUGUGAAUGGUGGGACGUGACAUGGCUAAACGAGGGAUUUGCUCGCUACUAUCAAUUCUUUGGCACUGCUUUGGUGGAGCCUUCCUGGGAUCUGGAGCAUCAAUUUGUGGUAGAACAGUUGCAAGGGGUUAUGCAAAUGGACAGUUUAACCAGUACUCAUCCCAUGACGCAUCCUGUAUACACCCAAAGUCAAGUCAGCGGUAUUUUCGAUAACAUUUCCUACAAUAAGGGAGCAGUGGUGUUGAGAAUGAUGGAGCACUUCAUGACUCCAUCGACAUUCCAGGCCGCGUUGAGGGCGUAUGUAAAGGAACGUCAGUAUACAGCAGUGCGCCCAGAGCACUUGUUUGAAGCUCUCAACCGAUAUAAUCCAAACGUACGAAUGUACAUGGAACCGUGGACAGUGCAGUCCGGAUUCCCUCUGGUAACUGUCACCAGUAAUGCAAAUGGAUUCACCAUCACACAAAAGCGUUUCCUCGUCAAUGAACCUAAUCAUUCCGAUGCUACAUUGUGGCCAUUGCCGCUGACCUAUGCCACCAAGGCAGCUGAUUUCGCCAACACGAACCCAACGUUUGUGAUGACAGCUUCUCACGAAAUUCCCAUGGCCAACGCAGCCGAUGUUGAAUAUUUUAUCCUGAAUAACCAGCAAGUUGGAUACUAUCGCGUCAACUAUGAUGCUGUCUUGUGGGGAAAAAUAAGCAAGGCUCUGCACAGCGAAAACUUCGGAGGCAUUCAUGUGCUCAACCGUGCACAACUCGUCGACGAUCUGUUCAAUCUGGCCCGAGGAGAUGUCGUCCCGUACGAUACGGCAUUGGAGAUUUUGGAAUAUCUCAAGCACGAAACCGAAUACGCACCCUGGCUGGCGGCAGUAAAUGGACUGACGACGCUGUCCCGAAGGAUUCAUGAGGAGGACGAGGAUCUGUUCGCGAUUCACAUCUUGGACAUUUUUGCCAAGGCGUAUGAAACCGUCAUGUUCAAAGCACCGUCUGCCACCGAACGCCGUGUGUUUACCUACAUGCGCCAAAACGUCUUGCAAUGGGCUUGCAAUUAUGGUCACGAAGCAUGUAGCAAGGCAGCAGUGGCCGAAUUCGAAAGAUUCUAUCAGAACCCUUCAGUGAAAGUCCAUCCCGAUCUACGUCAGGUGGUGUACUGCGAGGGUAUCCGCAAGGGAACCAAGGCUCAUUUCGAGUUCCUCUGGAAUCAAUACCUGUCUUCCAACAUGGCGACGGAGCAGAUUCUUAUCCUCCAGGGAAUGGGAUGUGCAUCAACGUAUGAAUUGAUUAGUAUUAUGAUGGACGCCAUCUCUUCUGAGAACAUCCGAUCUCAGGAUAAGAGCAAUGCAUACACCUAUGUUAUCAACAAUCUGUAUACGUUACCCCAUGUAUCUCGCUACCUACAAAUGAAUCAUGCGACUUGGGCGGCAGGCCAUGGCAGUUACAUGAAUGUGGCAUCUGCAUUCAAUAAUCUUCUCGCCCGUCUAAGGAGUGACACCGAAAGGGACACGAUCAGUGCGUUCAUCGAGACAAAUAAGAAUACCCUCGGUCAGUCCGCUUAUGAUUCGAUCAAGAAUGGACUUGCCGAUUACGAGACCAACAAGCAGUUCACGCUGCGAAACCGCGACGAAAUCCACGGUUUCUUGAAAAAGAAAGCCGAUGGAGGCGCCGCUACGGUGUUUGCCAACAUGGCAUUAAUUGUUAGUCUGUUGGUUCUCGUAGUAUGUCGUUGGAUGAUGUUCACAAAUGUGAUAGCCCUCGCGGCCAUAGUUGCCUGUAGCUUCGUUUUGACGUCAAGGGCAAGCCCUCUAGACCCCGAACGUUAUCUGUUGGUCGAAGCCGAACCACGAGCCCAGCCGGAGGAUUACCGGUUGAAUGAUGAUGUAUGGCCAACGCACUACGAGAUCGAGAUCAAACCAUACAUUGAGGCUGAAGCUGGCAAACAAGCUUUUACCUUCGAUGGCAACACAAAAAUCACUGUCACAACCGAGAAGCAAGGUGUUACGCUGAUUAAGCUACAUAUGGCACGAAUGGACAUCAGUGCAUGGAGUGUGGUACGAAAAUCAGACAACAGUCUUGUGCAAACCCUCACGCAGAUCUACGAUAGCGAAACGGAAGUAUUGACGCUUCCACUAGCCAACGGUGUUACCCUUCAACCCAAUACGGAAUACGUAUUAUCUUUCACAUACGUUGGCAAUAUGGAUGAUGAUAUGGCUGGAUUUUAUCGUAGCUACUAUCUACUCGACGGUGCCAAAGUAUGGUUGGGAUCAACACAAUUCGAACAAACUGAUGCACGCCGUGCAUUCCCUUCCUUCGACGAGCCCCGAUUUAAGGCGACCUUCCAGUUGAAGAUCAACCAUAAAACUCCUCAAUACAACGUGUACUCCAACACGCCGAUCGUAAAUACCGCCCCCUCAGAAACUGGACGUACUUUAACGACGUUCGGAAUUACUCCAAAAAUGUCGACCUAUCUACUGGCUUUCAUCGUUGCACCUUACGAAGUGAACCAACGCGAAAACAUGGGAAUUCUCGCCCGCCCGCAAGCCCAGAAUCAGACCCAAUACAGUUUGGAUGAAGGUAUUAAAGUUCUGCAGGCCCUUGAUGAUUGGGCCGAUUAUCCGUACUCGAAUGUGCCUGAGAUGACGCGCAUGUACAUGGCGGCGGUGCCGGACUUUUCGGCUGGAGCUAUGGAAAACUGGGGUCUAUUGACCUAUCGGGAGGCAAACAUUCUAUUCCGUUCGGAUGACUCGUCCACUAUGCAGCAACAGCGUAUCGCAACCGUUAUAUCACACGAGAUUGCCCAUCAGUGGUUCGGAGAUCUGCUGACCUGCGAGUGGUGGGAUGUGGCUUGGUUAAACGAGGGAUUCGCUCGCUAUUGCGAGUAUUUCGCUACGGCUCUGGUGGAGCCUUCCUGGGAUCUUGAGCACCAGUUUGUGGUAGAGCAAGUUCAAAGUGCUAUGCAAAUGGACAGUUUAAUCACAACGCACCCCAUGACGCAUCCUGUAUACACACAGGCACAAGCUAGUUCCAUUUUCGAUAACAUCUCCUACAAUAAGGGAGCUGUAGUAUUGAGAAUGAUUGAACACUUGAUGACUCCAUCGACCUUUUUGACCGCCAUAAGAGCUUAUAUAAAGGAAAAUGCAUAUAAAUCCGUACGCCCAGAUCACUUGUUCAACACUCUCAACCGAUAUAAUCCCAACGUACGAAUGUACAUGGAACCGUGGACUGUGCAGUCCGGAUUCCCUCUGGUAACUGUCACCAGUAAUACAAAUGGAUUCACCAUCACACAAAAGCGUUUCCUCGUCAAUGAACCUAAUCAUUCCGAUGCUACAUUGUGGCCAUUGCCGCUGACCUAUGCCACCAAGGCGGCUGAUUUCGCCAACACGAACCCAACGUUUGUGAUGACAGCCUCUCACGAAAUUCCCAUGGCCAACGCAACCGAUGUUGAAUAUUUUAUCCUGAAUAACCAGCAAGUUGGAUACUAUCGCGUCAACUAUGAUGCUGUCUUGUGGGGAAAAAUAAGCAAGGCUCUGCACAGCGAAAACUUCGGCGGCAUUCAUGUGCUCAACCGUGCACAACUCGUCGACGAUCUGUUCAAUCUGGCCCGAGGAGAUGUCGUCCCGUACGAUACGGCAUUGGAGAUUUUGGAAUAUCUCAAGCACGAAACCGAAUACGCACCCUGGCUGGCGGCAGUAAAUGGACUGACGACGCUGUCCCGCAGGAUUCAUGAGGAGGACGAGGAUCUGUUCGCGAUUCACAUCUUGGACAUUUUUGCCAAGGCGUAUGAAACCGUCAUGUUCCAAGCACCGUCUGCUACCGAACGCCGUGUGUUUACCUACAUGCGCCAAAACGUCUUGCAAUGGGCUUGCAAUUAUGGUCACGAAGCGUGUAGCAAGGCAGCAGUGGCCGAAUUCGAGAGAUUCUAUCAGAACCCUUCAGUGAAAGUCCAUCCCGAUCUCCGCCAGGUGGUGUACUGCGAGGGAGCUCGCAAGGGUACCAAAGCUCAUUUCGAGUUCCUGUGGAAUCAGUACUUGUCUUCCAAUGUAGCGACGGAGCAGCUUACCAUACUGCGCGGAAUGGGUUGUGCAUCGACGUAUGAAUUGAUUAGUAUUAUGAUGGACGCCAUCGCUUCUGAGCACAUUCGAUCGCAAGACAAGAGCAAUGCAUACCUGUAUAUCAUCAAUAACCAGUACAAUUUGCCACAUGCUUCAAACUACCUGCAACAAAACCAUGCAAUUUGGGCUGCAGGGCAUGGUAGUUACUUGAGUGUUGCCUCUGCAUUCAACAACCUUCUCGCCCGUUUGAAGAGCGACACCGAAAGGGACACGAUCAGUGCGUUCAUCGAGACAAAUAAGAAUACCCUCGGCCAGUCCGCUUAUGAUUCGAUCAAGAAUGGACUUGCAGAGUAUGAGACCAACAAACAGUUCACGCUGCGAAACCGUGACGAAAUCAAUGGUUUCUUGAAAAAGAAAGCCGAUGGUGGUGCUGCUACAGUCUUUGCCAACAUGGCACUGAUUGUUAGUCUUGUAAUGCUUGUGGUAUGCCGAUGGUAGUCUCAUAAAGAAUGUCUUGCAUGAAGGGAAAAUUAUACAUCACUUCUUAAAUGAAAAAUAAAGGAACAUGA
Molecule: messenger RNA, 5708 nt
Organism: Anopheles coustani
Lineage: Eukaryota; Metazoa; Arthropoda; Insecta; Diptera; Culicidae
Exons: 12
Coding region: 1-5637 (1878 amino acids)
Biological process (GO): peptide catabolic process; proteolysis
Cellular component (GO): cytoplasm
Molecular function (GO): peptide binding; zinc ion binding; metalloaminopeptidase activity
Source: RefSeq, a predicted model, not a curated record